AUGGUCAUCAUGAUGAAUCUGGUCACUCUCAUCACUAUUACAUUGUCUGUCGCCCUGAUUGUAGAGGGGAAUCUAUAUGCCGCAUUUACGCCUUCUCUACGUUGCGACACCAACAACCAGACCGCGCCACUCCCGACCCCGACAUAUGGCACUGGUGGGAUCUUCAGUAUCUGUACCGAGCAAAUCAUUCGUGGCUCCAUCCAACACAUAUACACCACUCUUCUCGACUUCCGCGCAUAUGCAACCUGGAACUCAUUCGUCGUCGAUGUGCAGCUCCCUGAUACCGUCACCACUGCAUCCGACGUUUACCUCAAUAUGCCAAUGACCUUCACCACAAGUGGAUUAAUUUCUGGGGUGAACACGACUUCCAACGAGAUUGUGACGGUGCUGUCUGCCCCAUCGCCGGGAAACCAGUAUGCGCACAAAGCGAUUGCGAUCAACGCUUGGCGCUGGGACGAUGGUCUGGGUGGGCUUGGAAGAGCGGAGCAUCCGAAUCUGUUGACUGAUUUGGGCGAUGAUACGGUGCGAUAUAUUAGCUACGAGACGUACUAUGGGGUAGGGGGUGCGCCCGUGUACGUAUUACAUACGCAGCUACAGGAAGCCUUUGAACGUCAGGGGAAGAAUUUGAAGGACUUCAUCGAGGGGGUCUAUUAA
This is a messenger RNA of Pseudovirgaria hyperparasitica, 654 nucleotides long. RefSeq lists its product as uncharacterized. The record is from RefSeq and is a predicted model, not a curated record. NCBI's taxonomy places the organism in Eukaryota, Fungi, Ascomycota, Dothideomycetes, Acrospermales, Acrospermaceae. The transcript has a single exon. The coding region runs from base 1 to 654 and encodes 217 amino acids.